Molecule: messenger RNA, 1498 nt
Organism: Aethina tumida (small hive beetle)
Lineage: Eukaryota; Metazoa; Arthropoda; Insecta; Coleoptera; Nitidulidae
Product: tRNA (adenine(37)-N6)-methyltransferase
Exons: 6
Coding region: 62-1363 (433 amino acids)
Source: RefSeq, a predicted model, not a curated record
CACCAACUGUGGCAUCAUUGCAUUGUCUAAAUAAUGGAUUAAUUUGUUUAUUCUUUUUACAAUGUCUCAAUCCCCCGCAGAAACCUCAAAGGACCCAGCUUUUUUACAAAAACAAUUAGAAAUUGCCCGCAGAGAGAUCCACAACUUAAGACAGCAGAUAAUUUCUCUGAAUCAUGUUCACAAAAAAGAAUGCGACAGUAUUUAUCAAAAAUUAAAGGACUGGCAAUGUUUAACAUGCAGAGCCCGACAAAGUACACAUGUCACUACUGACUCGAAUGAUGAAUCUCAAUAUGAUUUCAAAUACAACUACAUAGGACACAUAAUAACGCAGUUCCCUGAGAAACGGGGCACGCCGAGACAGCCUGGAAUAUGUCCUGAUAUGGUUGCCAAAUUGGUUUUAAACAAUGAAGUUUUUACUAAUCCCAAACAUGCCCUGGAAGGUCUUCAAGAAUUCUCACAUAUGUGGAUUCUAUUUCAUUUUCACUGUAAUGAUUCGAAUCAUGUUAGAGCAAAAGUAGCCCCACCCCGACUUAAUGGAAUAAGAACAGGAGUGUUUGCUACCAGAUCACCUCACAGACCAUGUCCAAUUGGACUGUCUUUGGUUAAAAUUGACAGAGUAAUGGAGAAUGUGAUAUAUUUCAGUGGUGUAGAUAUGAUAAAUGAAACUCCAGUAUUGGAUAUUAAACCAUAUAUUCCACAGUAUGAUAAUCCAGGUUUAACAAAUAUGCAUCUACCUGAAACUAAUGAAAGUGAAGAUAGUCAGUCUGAGUCUACAACAGACAAUACAGAUAAUUUCAUUGAGGUAGACACUAGAAAUGUUCCCAGUACAAGCAAUUUUUCAGAUGUUGUAACAGGUGUAGAUGCUUUAAAUAUAAAUGGUAGAGUGCUUGAUGGUGAAGAAAAUGAACAAACAGAUGCAAUAAUGAAUUUAAAUAUUAGUGAACCUUUCUUUACAAGGUCAACUUCUAGGAUUGGUGAAAGGGAAGCUCCAGAUGGUGAAGAAGAAGAAAAUCCAAGAACAAUUCCAAUAAAUUCCACUGUACCAAUUCCAAACACUCCAGAUGGAGAAGUAAGAGUAGCUUCUUGGGUUAAUCAAGCCCCUGUGUCUAGAUUAAAUGUCAUGUUUAAAGAGAGGGCAUUGUAUCAGUUGUCCCAACUGGGAUCAGAGGGUGAAGAGAAAAAGACUACAAUAACAAAUGUAUUGAGGGAAGAUCCUAGGUCAAUCUAUUUGAGGGAACGCUGGGGUAGUCACUGUUAUGUGUUUAGAAUAGCAGAUCUUUGCGUUUCUUGCAAAUUCAAUGACACAAAUCACUCUGUUACUGUUUAUCAAGUUUUUGAAAAUGAAGCCCCGAAUAAUGAUUAAGCCAACCUAUCUAAAUUAUUUGUUCUUAAUAUUGUUGUUCAUACUAUGUAUGAAGCUGCUUUUUAUAUUUCUCAUUAGAGUGCAAUAAACAUUUAUUGUAGAAAUUUUCUCGUAAAAAUAAAUGUUCAGACGUAA